This is a messenger RNA of Diaporthe citri, 1575 nucleotides long. RefSeq lists its product as uncharacterized. The record is from RefSeq and is a predicted model, not a curated record. Gene Ontology annotation, cellular component: membrane. NCBI's taxonomy places the organism in Eukaryota, Fungi, Ascomycota, Sordariomycetes, Diaporthales, Diaporthaceae. The transcript has 3 exons. Gene Ontology annotation, biological process: transmembrane transport. The coding region runs from base 1 to 1575 and encodes 524 amino acids. Gene Ontology annotation, molecular function: transmembrane transporter activity.
AUGGGAAAUGCGAAGUUGGCCGAGCCAACAGUAUGGGCGUUGGGCGAUGGCUCGAAGACUCCAUCGUUGCAACAUGUGUCAUCUCUCGACAGCCAAGAAGUCGCAGGAGAGGUCCUCGAUGUUUCCGCACCGUUGAAAGUGUCUAAGGCCAGAGGAGUCGCCAUGAUAGUGACCCUGUCCGGCAUCAGCUUUCUAAACACGAUGGGCUCCGGCAUCCUGAUCGCAGCCUUGCCUCGCAUCGCGCACGAUGUCGGGUUGGACAAGAACUUGAUCUUGUGGCCAGCAGCUGUCUAUGCCCUCGCAGCAGGUUGCCUCCUCCAUGUCUUUGGCAGCAUCGCCGACAUCCUCGGGCCCAAGCCCACCUGGGUCGCCGGCAGCUUCCUGUUCAUCAUUUUCACGGUGGCCCUCGGCUUCGCGACCACGGGCAUCCAGGUCAUCAUGUUCCGGACGUGUCUAGGCGUCGCCAUGUCCAUGUGCUUGCCAACCACCGUCUCCCUAAUUACAAACACGUUUCCCAAGGGUAAGUGGAGGAACACCAGCUUCGCGAUGAAUGGCAUGGCUCAGCCCUUGGGGUACGCCCUAGGCCUGGUGCUCGGCGGCGUCUUCACCGACACGAUAGGGUGGCGUUGGGCAUACUGGAUCAUGGCCAUCGUCAACUUCUGCGUGUCCGCCGUCUCGAUCUGGUCCCUCCCCAACAUCCGACACAUGUCGUCAAAGCCCUGGACGCGGCGGCUCAUCGAGGACGUGGACUGGAUCGGAGUGGCAGGGUUAAGCACCUCGCUAGGCCUUAUAAUGUACAUCCUCGCAGUGGUGACGUCCGACUACCGCAAGAUCGGUCAGCCCGCGACCAUCGCCCUGCUGGUCGUGUCGCUGCUGCUCCUCGCGGCCUUCCCUCUCUGGAUGAAUCAUCAGGUGCAGCACAAGCGGCCCGCCCUGAUCCCCAACCGCCUCUGGCGGCAGCCCGCCUUCACGGCAGCGUGCCUGGGCGUCUUCUUCUGCUGGGCCUCCCUGAACGGGAUCGAGUACUUCACCACGCUGUACUUCCAGCAGGUGCAGGGCCUGUCGGCGCUCGACUCGUCGAUCCGCUACUUCUCCCAGAUCGUCAUGGGCACGUCCAUCAACGUCGCGCUCAUCUACCUCAUCCCCCGCGUGCGCGUGGUCACCCUCUGCGUCGUCACGGCGGCCGCCACGAUAGUCUCCCCAGCGCUCAUGGCCACGGCCGCCGUGGACGAGAACUACUGGCUGCGGCCGUUCUGGGCCCUGCUCCUCUGCCCCGUCAACCCGUGGGUCCUGUUCAGCGUGUGCAACCUCGUCAUAUCCGACGCCUUCCCGCCCGAGAUCCAGUCCCUCGCGGGCGGCGUGUUCAACGAGGUCGCGCAGUUUGGGAACUCGGUGGGGCUGGCGGUGACGGCUGCCAUCGCGGCGUCCGUGACUGAGCACUCGGCCAGCAUGUCGGAGAGGGAGGCGCUGAUGGACGGCUUUCGAGCUGCUUUCUGGACGGUCUUUGCGAGCACGGGCAUGGUGAUGAUUGUCACCUUUGUUGGCUUCCGAAAGAUUGGCAUAAUUGGGAAGUGA